AUGGAUAAAGUAUUGGAUAAUUUGCAAGAGAUCUAUACAAUAGCAGUUAAUGAACUACAAAAAGACAACAAAGAUACUUUGGAAACUAUUCGAAUAGUUGCAGCCAUAGAAUCUUUCAAGUAUAACAAUAAGAAUUUGGAAGAGAUAAUGGAAACAUUUCGAUUGAAUAAAACAAAUAUUGAAACGGUUAAACAACAGAUAAUAGAAGAGCAAGAAGAAGGCAAAAAGAAACUCGAGGAAAAUGGGGAAAAAAUUCGCAAUUUACGUCAUGAAUUAUUAAGCAUUGAAUUGUUGCAUAGUAUGGAAAUGAAAUUAUUAACAAAAUGGGGUAUGAAUCGUGAAACACAAGCUCAAAUAGUCAGCGAAAAGCAACAAAAAUCGUUAAUACAACAAUUAAUUGAUGUUAAGAAGAAAAUGACGCAGGAAGAACGCUUGAUCGGAGAAAUAGGAAAUUGCUAUGAAAAUCAAAUAGUCAGCUUAAACGAACAAGUAUCGCAAUGGGAACAAAAGUAUAGGAAAGAAAUGCAAAUUAUUUUGCUAGAAAUUCAAGAAAUAAUGAAUCAAAUAACGGAACUCCAAGAGAAUCAUGAGAACUAUCGGGAAAUAUGUAAAGAACAUAUAGCUUUUGUUGAGGAUUACUUGAAAUGCAAGGAAGAGGAGGAACGAUUGAACGAAGAACAAUGUUAUCGUAUACGGUGUGCAGUACGUUUGCAAGCAUGGUGGCGCGGCGUAAUGGUUAGACGUGGCCUGGGACCAUAUCGUAAAAAAUCGAAAAAGGGAAAAAGAUCUAAAAGUAAAAAAAAAUAA
Molecule: messenger RNA, 807 nt
Organism: Glossina fuscipes
Lineage: Eukaryota; Metazoa; Arthropoda; Insecta; Diptera; Glossinidae
Product: dynein regulatory complex protein 9
Exons: 1
Coding region: 1-807 (268 amino acids)
Biological process (GO): cilium organization
Cellular component (GO): cytoplasm; motile cilium
Molecular function (GO): protein binding
Source: RefSeq, a predicted model, not a curated record